AUGUACGAUACAGAAGAUGAUCAGUAUGAAGAAGUUGAAGAAAUUUCGUCCGAGCUGUGGCAAGAAGCGUGUUGGAUAGUAAUCAAUGCUUAUUUUGAUGAAAAAGGUUUGGUACGCCAGCAGCUAGACAGUUUCGACGAAUUUAUUCAAAUGUCAGUGCAGCGGAUAGUUGAAGAUUCUCCUCCGAUAGAACUUCAAGCCGAAGCCCAACAUUCUACCGGAGAAAUCGAAACGCCUCCAAAAUAUCAUCUAAAGUUUGAUCAAAUAUAUCUUUCCAAGCCAACCCAUUGGGAAAAAGAUGGCGCUCCAUCACCUAUGAUGCCUAACGAAGCUCGCCUUCGAAACUUGACUUACUCUGCGCCUUUAUACGUCGACAUUACAAAAACAAUUGUGAGAGAAAACGAAGACCCGAUUGAGACUCAACAUCAAAAAACAUUUAUCGGGAAAAUUCCUAUUAUGCUUCGGUCCACCUAUUGUCUCUUAAGCAAUUUAACAGAUCGUGAUUUGACUGAGUUAAACGAAUGUCCAUUAGAUCCUGGUGGCUAUUUCAUCAUCAACGGUUCUGAAAAAGUAUUAAUUGCUCAAGAAAAAAUGGCCACCAAUACUGUGUAUGUAUUUAGUAUGCAAGGUGGUAAAUAUGCUUAUAAAACUGAGAUUCGUUCAUGUCUUGAACACAGUUCGAGGCCUACAUCCACUCUGUGGGUCAAUAUGAUGGCGAGAGGAGGGCAAAGCAUUAAGAAGUCAGCUAUUGGUCAGAGAAUUGUUGCGAUUGUUCCAUACAUAAAACAAGAAAUACCAAUUAUGAUUGUAUUCAGAGCUCUUGGGUUUGUUGCCGACAGAGAUAUACUGGAGCAUAUAAUUUAUGAUUUUGAUGAUCCAGAAAUGAUGGAAAUGGUCAAGCCUUCAUUGGAUGAGGCGUUUGUUAUCCAAGAACAGAAUGUUGCCCUGAGCUUUAUUGGAGCCAGAGGUGCUCGUCCGGGAGUGACAAAGGAAAGGCGUAUUAAAUAUGCAAGGGAAAUUUUACAAAAAGAAAUGUUACCACAUGUUGGAGUGUCAGAUUUCUGUGAAACUAAAAAAGCUUAUUUCCUGGGUUAUAUGGUUCAUAGACUACUAUUAGCUGCUUUAGGUCGUCGUGAACUUGAUGAUCGAGAUCAUUACGGAAACAAGAGACUAGAUCUGGCCGGUCCUCUCUUGGCUUUUCUAUUUAGAGGGCUUUUUAAAAAUUUAUUAAAAGAAGUAAGGAUGUAUGCACAAAAAUUUAUCGACAAAGGAAAGGAUUUCAACCUGGAACUUGCCAUCAAAACAAAAAUCAUAACAGAUGGCUUGAGAUAUUCUUUGGCUACUGGAAACUGGGGUGAUCAAAAGAAGGCCCAUCAAGCAAGAGCCGGAGUGUCCCAGGUGUUAAAUAGAUUAACAUUUGCUUCCACUCUGUCACAUUUGCGUCGUGUUAAUUCACCGAUUGGACGUGAUGGUAAAUUAGCAAAGCCUCGUCAAUUACACAACACUUUGUGGGGCAUGAUUUGUCCUGCUGAAACACCUGAAGGAGCUGCUGUAGGUUUAGUAAAGAACUUGGCUUUAAUGGCCUACAUUUCAGUUGGAAGUCAACCUUCACCUAUAUUAGAGUUCUUGGAAGAGUGGUCUAUGGAAAAUUUAGAGGAAAUAGCUCCUUCAGCUAUAGCAGAUGCAACAAAAAUAUUUGUCAAUGGUUGUUGGGUAGGUAUUCACAGAGACCCUGAACAGCUCAUGGCAACGUUACGUAAACUAAGACGUCAAAUGGACAUCAUUGUCUCAGAAGUGAGUAUGAUACGAGAUAUCAGAGACAGAGAAAUAAGAAUUUAUACAGAUGCUGGAAGAAUUUGUAGACCUCUUUUAAUUGUCGAAAAUGAAACUCUGCUAUUGAAGAAAAAGCACAUUGACCAACUGAAGGAAAGGGAUUAUAAUAAUUAUGGGUGGCAAAAUUUAGUAGCAAGUGGUGUUGUAGAGUAUAUUGAUACUUUAGAAGAAGAAACUGUCAUGAUUGUUAUGAGCCCUGAUUAUCUAGCCCAGGGCAAGGAAUACGCCUAUUGUUCCACAUACACUCACUGUGAAAUUCAUCCAGCCAUGAUAUUAGGUGUUUGCGCUUCUAUUAUUCCAUUUCCUGAUCAUAAUCAAAGUCCUAGGAAUACUUAUCAAAGUGCUAUGGGUAAGCAAGCUAUGGGUGUCUAUAUUACGAAUUUUCACGUCAGAAUGGAUACCCUAGCGCAUGUGCUUUAUUACCCUCACAAACCUUUAGUAACAACAAGAUCCAUGGAAUAUCUACGUUUUAGAGAACUACCUGCCGGAAUUAACUCAAUUGUUGCUAUCUUAUGUUACACUGGAUAUAAUCAAGAAGACAGUGUCAUCUUGAAUGCAUCAGCUGUAGAGAGAGGGUUCUUUAGAUCUGUGUUCUACCGGUCCUAUAAAGACUCUGAAUCCAAAAGAAUUGGCGAUCAAGAAGAGCAGUUUGAAAAACCAACGAGGCAAACGUGUCAGGGCAUGAGAAACGCACUUUAUGAUAAAUUAGAUGAUGAUGGGAUAAUUGCACCUGGUAUAAGAGUCUCUGGGGAUGAUGUCGUUAUUGGAAAAACAAUAACUUUGCCGGAGAAUGACGACGAACUCGAAGGUACGACUAAACGCUUUAGCAAACGUGAUGCAUCGACAUUUUUGCGUAAUAGUGAAACAGGUAUUGUCGAUCAAGUCAUGUUAACGUUGAACAGUGAUGGAUAUAAAUUUUGCAAAAUUCGAGUACGUUCAGUACGUAUUCCGCAAAUAGGCGACAAAUUCGCAUCGCGUCACGGACAAAAGGGAACUUGUGGAAUUCAGUAUAGGCAAGAAGAUAUGCCUUUUACUUGUGAGGGUAUUACUCCUGAUAUUAUUAUCAAUCCUCAUGCCAUUCCAUCUCGUAUGACAAUUGGUCACUUGAUCGAAUGUAUUCAAGGAAAAGUAUCCUCAAACAAAGGAGAAAUUGGUGACGCCACACCGUUUAAUGAUGCCGUAAAUGUACAAAAGAUUUCAUCUUUACUUCAGGAGUACGGAUAUCAUUUGCGUGGGAAUGAAGUGAUGUAUAACGGCCAUACCGGCCGCAAGAUUAACGCUCAAGUAUUCUUGGGCCCUACUUACUAUCAGCGACUCAAACAUAUGGUCGACGAUAAAAUUCAUUCAAGGGCAAGAGGCCCGGUACAAAUUUUAGUCAGACAACCUAUGGAAGGAAGAGCUCGAGAUGGAGGGCUGCGUUUCGGAGAAAUGGAACGUGAUUGUCAGAUCGCUCAUGGCGCUGCACAAUUCCUGAGAGAGCGUCUGUUUGAAGUAUCAGAUCCGUAUCGCAUCCAUGUGUGCAAUUUCUGCGGACUUAUAGCGAUAGCAAAUCUACGAAACAACACUUUCGAGUGUAAGGGAUGUAAAAACAAAACCCAAAUAUCGCAAGUGCGACUUCCAUAUGCUGCAAAGUUAUUGUUCCAAGAACUAAUGUCAAUGAAUAUUGCACCUAGGCUUAUGGUGGUUAGUUAAAAAUAAUAGACUAAUCUUGAUUGAUUGGUUUAAUGACUUUCAGUUGUGCCAGUGGAGCACGUUUGAGACUAAUCUUUUGUAAGGCUAAAUGACUGAUAUGAUAUUUUAAAUAGUUUUUGCUGUAUGUGAAUAAGUCAUAUAAGCAUGGACGUACCCUCAGCUGGACAAGAUGACUCGACCUGACCUGAAGUCUCACCCUGACUUGAAAGUAAAUAACAGAAUUUUCAGAUUUUUAAUUUCAAUUUAAAAUUAGCUAAAAUGUUCCCAAGCUAUUAUUGAAAUAGUGUACUUAGUGAUUGUAAAAAGAAUUUUCAAUUUUCUACUAUGUAGGUACUUAUUCAAUUUUUAUAUUUAUUUAAUUUUGCCCCAUCCUUAACAACAUUCUGGAUAUGCAUGUAAGAUAAUUCCAUUUUAGUAGUUUUAUUAGAUUUUUGUAAUAAAUCAUAUUUUGAAGUCAUUGUGAUUACGGUAUACAGUAAAUACAACAUAAUAAACCAAUUUUAAAUAUUGAAAUAUUUAUUAUAAAAGUAUUGAAUUAAUGUAAACAAAAAUAUAUCAAUGAAAAUGGAAAGUAAUUUCGAACUGCUACUUAAAGAUUAACCAAGUUGAUUAAGGCUCAAGGACUGAUUGCAGAUAGAAAGAAAUAAAAAUGGAAAGUUUUAGAAAGGGUUGAGAAGGCAUUACUUGCCUUGCCGUUACAUGGCUUUGUUGAGAGAGAAACUGUUUUGAGAUUUUUAAAUGUGAUAUGUGGUUAAAUAAAUGUAUGCAAUUGAUAUUUU
Messenger RNA from Melitaea cinxia (Glanville fritillary), 4304 nucleotides. Its product is annotated as DNA-directed RNA polymerase II subunit RPB2-like. Gene Ontology annotation, biological process: DNA-templated transcription. Gene Ontology annotation, molecular function: DNA-directed RNA polymerase activity; DNA binding; ribonucleoside binding. Bases 1 to 3525 code for a protein of 1174 amino acids. The transcript has a single exon. NCBI's taxonomy places the organism in Eukaryota, Metazoa, Arthropoda, Insecta, Lepidoptera, Nymphalidae. Gene Ontology annotation, cellular component: RNA polymerase II, core complex. The record is from RefSeq and is a predicted model, not a curated record.